CGCAGUGCGAAUAAGCUCGGUUUACGACAGCUAGAUGUGAAGGUGAGAAUCAUGGAUGGUGGUGAAGAUGCAGCUCAAAGGCCUUUGACUCUAGAUCUAUCUGGACUCGAGAAAGAUGAACCUGCGGUGCACGCACCUUCAGACACCGCCACGAUGAGCAGCCACGCCAACACUACAGAUGCUCUCUUCCAAGAAGAGACCAUUGACCUGGAUGUCGAAGCGUUCAUCUCCCCUCAGGAUGACAGCGCUGCUUCCGGGAGCGUCACCGAUAAGCUGAAUGAUCAGAUGAUGGAGAGCGUCAUGAUCUCCGAUUCCCCCAACACUGACGAGGAAGAUGUCCCUAUUGACUCUCUGUUGGAGCAGACAGAUGACCAGGAGUCUCUUGACUCCAAAGAGCCUGAAGAAGACAAAGAGGAUGAAGCCAAGGAGGAGGUUGGAACCGAACAGGCCACACCUGAUGAUACGGUUGAGUCUGAAACAUCUCUGGCUUUCAUUGAAGAAGAAAAAACAGAGGAUGGUGAUAUUAUGGACCGUACAAAAGAGGCUGUUCCAGGCACAGUGCUCACUCCAAGCAGCCCCAACGCUGAAGAAACGGAGCUUGAAGUAGCCAAGCAUGUGAUCAAGGACGAGCCCGUUCCAGUGUGCACUAUUUUCAGCCAAGGCGUGCAGAAUAAAGCACAGUCCCUGGUGCCUGAUGGGUUUCAGCCAACUUUGGUCAAAUCCCCGAGCUUUACGACCGGACAUCAUGAAACUCCCAGUAAACUAGCGCCUCUGGUGUCUCAGCCCAGUCCCAGCCUCAGUAAAUUCUUCGCCGAUAAUGGCACUGUUAACCCUGCCUCAGACUUCUUCGACUCCUUCACAACGUCCUCAUCUUUCAUUUCAGUCAGCAACCCCAACGCGGAGACACCGAAGUCCCCAACCUCUCUGGAGUGCCAACUUUCUUCUGGCUCAAGCAGCCUCCUUCAGGACGGAGGCCCUGCCAGUCCUUACUUCAGUCCCGCAACUCACGAGAGCACACCGAGGCCCGUGAGCAUCACGGCAGAACCUGCAGUGAGCUUUACUAAGCUUCAAGCGGUAUUCUCGGGCAGCGAUGACCCGUUUGCGAGCGCUCUGAGCAUGAGCGAGGUGGAUAGACGAUACGACGCCUGGCUUCCCUCUGAGGAGACCAGGAGAGUGCUGAUCUCUGUGGCCACUCAGCAGGUCAACCCGGUGCAGGUAGACAGGGAGAAGCUAUCCAUGCCCGGACUCAAGUUCGACAAUUUGCAGGGUGAUGCAGUGAAGGACCUGAUGCUGCGUUUCCUUGGUGACCAGGCAGCGACGAAGAGGCAGGUUCUCACCGCUCACUCGGUGGAGCAGAAUUUCUUGGGUCUCAAGCAACUGAUCGCCACAAAGAACUGGAGGGCAGCCGUGGACCUAACCGGCAGACUGCUGACGGCUCACGGCCAAGGCUACGGCAAGAGCGGCCAGCCCAGCACCCACACCACCGACACGCUGCAGUUAUGGUUUGUGCGUCUGGCUCUGUUGGUUAAGCUCAACCUGUUCCAGAACGCCGAGCUGGAGUUUGAGCCAUUUGGUAACCUGGACCAGCCGGACCUGUACUACGAGUACUACCCUACAGUGUACCCUGGAAGACGAGGUUCGAUGGUGCCAUUCUCCAUGCGUGUGCUGCAUGCUGAACUGCCUCAGUACUUAAACAAGCCCCAGGAGUGUCUGGACCGCUUGCACAGCAUGAGAAGCAUCUGUCAAAAAAUCCUGGCACACCUCGAGGAGGGACUGGCUGAGGACGGGAGCAUGAUGACCCUCACGCAGGAAAACAGACAAGCCUCUGUUCAGCUGUGGAGGUCACGUCUGUGCCGGGUGAUGUACUCCGUGGCAAACUGUCUGCUAAUGAUGAAGGACUAUGUGCUGGCUGUUGAGACGUAUCGUUCCAUCAUCCAGUACGAGCCACAGCAGAGCGUGCAGCUGUUGAGUGGAGUAGGACGCAUCUUCCUACAGAUCGGAGACAUCAAAACUGCAGAGAAGUAUUUCCAGGAAGUCGAGAAAGCCGGUCAGGAAAAAGGAAAAGGACCGACUUACGACACGGCUAUUUUAAUGAACAGGGCAUUUGUGUACCUGAGCCAGAAUAAUUAUGCAGACGCCCACACGUGUUUCUCCAGUGUCUUGAAAAUUGAUCCCAACAAUCCUGUGGCGAACAACAACGCAGCAGUGUGCUUACUUUACUUGGGCCGCCUAAAGGAGUCCCUGGGUCAGCUGGAGAGCCUGGUGCAGCAGGACCCUGCGCUCUACCUGCACGAGAGUGUGCUUUUCAACUUGACCACCAUGUACGAACUGGAAUCGUCACGCAGCACGCAGAAGAAACAGGCUCUGCUGGAGGCUGUGGCCAAGCGCGAGGGCGACAGCUUCAACACGCAGUGCCUCAAACUGGUGUAAUUAGUAACCAUCCAGGAGUGCAUUAGAUCACUGCUUCGUGAUGUGACGUGACGUGACGUGACAUGAGCUCAUGUAACAACCCCGAGCUGAAAAUGCCACUGGUCUGUAUUAGAUUUGUUGUGUGGUGGGUUUUUUUUUUUUUCCUCUUUUCUUUAAGAAGACUUUGAAGUAUUGGGUGUGACCAAAAUCAAAGCUGACCUGAAAUGACCAGUGUGUUCACACUAAGGUAUGUGAUGCAUUUGAAGCUAAAGCAAUGUUCUUAUGUGUUUAGGUUGCAGGAGAAUGUAAAAUCAGUGAGAAUGACAUUAAUGUAAAUAUUUAGAAUAUGUAAUGAAGAUAGAAAGGCAGCCUAGGUGGUAAUACAGCAUUACUGAAAUUACAGUCGAGGCACAGUUCUGGUUUUUGUUCGUUCGUUUUUAAUUAAAACCUCGUCGGUGUGGACAAGUCCGUACAAGCAGAUUUUAUUCAUGGGAAACAGAUAUGUUCAUGAAUUUGAAUAAGAAUUGAACUCAACUCCAUAUUAACCUUCACAAAACAAGUUUUCAUUUUUGAAAAUACCCCAGUGCACCUCGAUCCUGCAACUGUAGCACACGGUACUAAUCCCACCCCCUGCCGCACUACACACAUCAGCUGAGCUGUACAAUCUGAAUGAGGGAAAAUGUACGGAAUGUGGAAAUAUUGACGAAACUGACGGACGUAAAGCUAUUUGCACUCCUGCUACCACAACAAAUUUCAAAAAGAGUCAUUUCGCAGAUGUUGAGAGAAGUUAAAGACGGUAGCUUUUGUGAAAACCGCAACUCAACAAAUUGCUGACUGUUUUUGUUUUAGGCACUCUAUUUUCUCUCGAAUUCCCUCCAACUCAAUUCCCACCAGCCAGCUCACCCCUGGUCUAUUAUCAAAUUACUAUCGGGAAGCCAUGGCUUAAUGGUUAGAGAACAGCUUUGGGAUCAAAAGGUCGCCGGUUUGAUUCCCUGGACCAGCAGGAAUGGCUGACGUGCCCUUGAGUAACCCCCAACUGCUCCCCAGGCUGCUCUAAGCAUGUUGUAUGUCGCUCUGGAUAAGAGCGUCUGCUAAAUGGGAUUAAUGUAAUGUUCUGAGGAGGGUGAAGGCGUUUAACACUUGCUUCGUCUGAGACGUCUGCAGCGUAACUCACUCGGAGAAAAGCGCCAUCUUCCCUCUUCUACAUACAUGAGCUCAUAGAUUGCCUAGUGUCUCUGUGAUUGACAGGAGCGUGUGUGAGAACGCCAUCCUUCCAACCCAGAGAGCAAAACUGGCGGCGUUAUUGUGAUUCAAAAGCACAACUUGCAGACUUUUUGUCAAGGGUGAAAAUGCAGUAUGCGUUGUUAAAAUAAAGAUUACGUGACGUCGUCCUCUCUGUGGAAAUUCAUAUUUGUUUAUUUCCCGACUUAACCUGCUUGUAUGUAUGUUUUUUGGUUACCUUAGCUGGCUUGUCAGUUAGGUUUCUGGGCAUGUAAAGCUUACGACAUGGACAAGACUAACCGCACUGUUUCUGAGAAACUUCUGGAAAAGCCUUUUCUUAGAUUAUAAUCUGUGCACUGUAAACAUAGAGUAUAUUUAACAAUUAUUCCACGUAGCACCUCGUAAGCUAUAAGCCAUGUCCGACUCGAUUACGUGGAAUAAUUGUUUUAUUAAAUCCACGUUCACUGGAUUUUGAGAAACGGGGGUUUUUUGUUUUUGUUUUUUCAAAUUCAAUCAAUAAAAACUUUAUACAAAACGUCCGACAAAAUCAUUUCUGCUCAGGCGGACGACGACUUAAAAACCUAUCGAUGGCUGCACGAAUCGACUUCACCGUUUUCUUGUACAAAGUGUCGUCUCGCUGUCAUGCCAAGGUCGAGAAUGGCUUUAGACAUUCAUUUCAUUCUUCAGUUCUGUAAUUUUCAAAUGUCUUUGAGCUUUUGAACCAGUCUAAAAAAAAAAAAAAGUUUUAACGCUGAAGAAUGUAAACAAACCGAUUAUAGUAGAAAUUUGUCAAAAAUGCUUCUAUAAAAAUUCUUGCGGGGGGGAAGACAAACUUUUUCAACAGGGUGACCCGUCCAGCACAGCCCUGCAAAACUAUACAAUUUCAAGAAUAAUCUCGUUAAUAGAAUUAAUCUAAAAAUUAAUUCAAACUACCAUUAUCGUCCUAAAAGGGGGGGAUGCAAUGAAAAAUAUUUUUAAAAAAAGAUAUAUGAAACUAACUUAACUGUAUGAUAGAAUUUUUCAUUCCAUAUUUUGUUGCUUUUGUAUUUUCUGGAGUUUUGUUUUCGAGUCCAGUUUUUAUUUCGUCCUCGGUUGGUUCAGCAACACGCGCUGCCAUUUUGUUUUUCUCUACUCAUGGUAUACAGUAUGAGCUGAUAUCCGAGUAGUCGAGUAGCCAAUCAGAGCGCACGAUUGCUCAUAUCCAGUGAACGUGGAUGGAAUAAAAAAAAAAAAACCUGUAUCCGAGUGUGGAUUCUUUGUGCUGCGCGUCACUCAACUGUUCUGUCUGUCUGUAAUGAAUUAAAAUAAACUUAAGUACGUUUGAGAAGCG
Molecule: messenger RNA, 4960 nt
Organism: Neoarius graeffei (lesser salmon catfish)
Lineage: Eukaryota; Metazoa; Chordata; Actinopteri; Siluriformes; Ariidae
Gene: trappc12
Product: trafficking protein particle complex subunit 12
Exons: 12
Coding region: 52-2430 (792 amino acids)
Cellular component (GO): TRAPP complex; Golgi apparatus
Molecular function (GO): protein binding
Source: RefSeq, a predicted model, not a curated record